This is a messenger RNA of Paramuricea clavata, 1679 nucleotides long. NCBI's taxonomy places the organism in Eukaryota, Metazoa, Cnidaria, Anthozoa, Malacalcyonacea, Plexauridae. The record is from the annotation of a GenBank genome assembly.
ACAUGGAGCGAAGGAGAUGAACAGUUUCACUCUGAUUUGAUGGUUCCAACAUUGUUGAUUUAUGGUAACCAUGACAACUUUGUUACACUGGAUGAGGAGACUUACAUGCAUGAGGUACUCUAUAUGUAGAGGAUAUUACACAGCGGUGCAAGGAUAUGAAUUUUAUCUUCGAGUGGUAAAAACAAUAUUUUACGAGUGAGUAAAAUAUUGUUUUCCAUCACGAGAAGAUAAAAUUCAUGUCUUCAAGCCACCAUGUACAGUAAUGUUCUUUUUAUUAUAUACAGUAGUCACUUCCACUAUCUGCUUUUCGCCAAUAAACUCUUCAACUUAUUACUCGUACUUUGAAAUGUAAAAUUAAAAUCAAAAUCAUAUUUAAAAUUAAAAUCAUACAAGUCGCUUACGAAAAUAAGUUGCUCUCCUCUUUAUUUUGAGCUUUUAUAAAAAAAAUUAAAACAACUAUACUGAAAAGGAAAGCUGUACAUGUUUUAGGCAAAAUAAUUGAGGAACAAAGUCGUACAAAACAGUCAAAACAAACUUACCCUAUACUUCAGGAUUUCCCAUAUACUAAAUCAACCCUUGUUGUUUCUUUUAAAAUUUUGAAAAAAUAUUUUACAAUUUAUUGCGUGAAACGAUUUCCCAAGCUUUAUUACAUGUUUUAUUAAAUCUUAGCCUCCUUCACUCCUGGCAAACAGCCAUAUUUUUUAGAUCAGCGAGAUGACCACCCAUACACCAAUGAACCGUAGUUGAUGAACUUUAGACUUCGUAGAUGAUGAUGACGAACUUUAGACUUCGCUAAUGCUUUCCUUUCCCCGGGUGUAAAUAGCUGGGCGGAAUAAGUACCCACACCCCGGGCUAACGCCCGGAACAACCACGUCGUUGGGCCAAAUAAAAAUAAUAGUUGGUUUCAGGUUUCACAGCCAUGUUUUAUAUGGGUAGGUACUGUAGGUCGGAAAAACAUUUUAUUUAAAAAAAUAUUUUAUCUCAAGUAUGCAAUAAAUAUAAGUUGUUUAUGAGUAAUGUUCACGCGUGAUCAAACGUGCGUGCGGGAUCACACGCGAGCUACAUGUGUUUCGCGAGAAACAAACGCAUCAAGGCGUUUUCGUCUUUUUUCAGCCGUAGCUGCCAUGUCAGAAUAAUGUACGUUUUUAAUAUUUUAUUCAACUGUUCUUUGUGUAAAGCUAUGAUUAACAUGACUUGAUAAUGAUUAAACUAUAAGCAAACAAAAUCAUUUGUAGACAAAUGAGUCUGAUGACUAUUUAUAUAUUCUGUUCUUUACGAAAAGAUGGUCUUUACUGGGAAAUGUCAAUAAAAUGUUUAUGGUCGGUCAUAUUUUUGACAGGUCGGUCGGAAACCUGAAACCAACUAUUAUUUUUAUUUGGCCUUGGCUCGGGAACAGUGCUGCAGUAAUGCCUUAGUGAUGUUCUUAAUAAAAAUUUCAGACAAUCUAUGGAUCGUCACUGGAAGUCAUUGAAGAUGCUAGUCAUAUGGUCAUGUUAGAAUGUCCUGAAAAACUAAACGAACUGAUAUUACAAUUUCUCCGCCGUGAUGUAUCUACGCAGUCAGAAGUUUUACUCGCAAACAAUAGUCACCCAGGAUGUUCCAGUAUCUCUGAGGUGAAAAAUACGGCAAGUACCAUACACGAAUCACAAGUUAGUCUUAAUACGCCUUCAGUUACAUAA